This is a messenger RNA of Salvelinus fontinalis (brook trout), 7245 nucleotides long. RefSeq names its product NLR family CARD domain-containing protein 3-like. The record is from RefSeq and is a predicted model, not a curated record. The transcript is spliced from 5 exons. NCBI's taxonomy places the organism in Eukaryota, Metazoa, Chordata, Actinopteri, Salmoniformes, Salmonidae. Bases 5749 to 6939 code for a protein of 396 amino acids.
CGCUGUGGUCUAACCUUCGGUGGUCUCUUUAACUACGACCAGUAAGAACAUGGAAAUAGGAGCAGGGUUGCCAUGUUGCGGUUAUCCCGAAAUUGGGCUACUUUGAAAACGAUGCCGCGGGUGCAAACAUUUGUCGCGGGUUGCUGGUUUUUGGCCUACUUAGCCAACUUAUGCUUGAUCCGAAAAUGUGGUCGUAGGCGCUUAUGGAUAGUGUGCCGCAAUUGCGCUCAUUACCAUACUCAGCCCAAAUUUUGUAAAAGUGUGGAGGGCUCCCUAUAGCUCUGCGUUGGCAUGAUUGGUUGACGGUAGGAGGGGUUCGGGAGGUCCUGUAUGAAAACAAAGUGACUUUCUUAAUUAACAACUUCCUUCACAAUAGCUCUGCACUACUUUUAAGAGCAGGAGGUAUGAAUGCCCUGACUUCUACAGAGGCCGUGUCACCGUAAAUGCUGCACGGCCAAUGCAGACGGAAGAUUGACCAUGUAGCGCUUUUAAGUUGCUCCGCGGCCACCAUGGCAUUUCUCUUAAAAUACAUCUAAGUUAUUCACUGUGACCUGCUGCUGCUGACUAUCAGGCAGUGAGCAGGCUGUUACCGAGGGAGUGGUGGGAAGGGGGAGGGCCGGGAGUUUAUGCGUGUGUCUUGAGAGAGUCCUGCAGCAGGCUCGGAGACAGAGCAGCCAGCGCACAAGUCGUGACAAUUUGUAUGUAGGCUAUUUAACGUUAUAUUGUUCAUUAUGGAGACAUAUUACCAACCCUUUUUCUUUAAAACAUAUUAACGUGCUAGAACUGAUAUAAAGGCGACAUAGCACUGGAAAACGACAUUCCGCACACUAGAGCGCUUUAAGAUACAUUCGCUCAGAGGUAGCUUAAUAAAGUACACUGCAUUCUAAUGUCGAUUUGCCUAUUGAAAUAACAAGUCAAUCUCGCAAAUAGGCCAUUUAGAACGGGUUGUACUCUUAAGGAUCCGCCCCUUUUUUUCAAUUUUCGCCUAAAAUGACAUCUGAAAUGACACCAAAAUCUGACUGCCUGUAGCUCAGGCCCUGAAGCAAGGAUAUGCAUAUUCUUGGUACCAUUUGAAAGGAAACGUUUUUUCAGUUUGUGGAAAUGUAUAAGAAAUGAAGGACAAUAUAACACAAUAGAUAUGGUAAAAGAUAAUACAAAGAAAAAACCAACCGUUCUUUUGUAUUUUUUUGUACCAUCAUUUUGAAAUGCAAGAGAAAGGCCAUAAUGUAUUAUUCCAGCCCUGGUGCAAUUUAGAUUUUGGCCACUAGAUGGCAGCAGUGUGUGUGCAAAGUUUAAGACUGAUCCAAUGAACCAUUGUAAUUCCGUUAAACAUUUUGAAUCAAGACUGCCCAAAGGUGCCUAAUUUGUUUAUUAAUAACUUUUCCUGUUCACAAUUGUGCACUUUCCUCAAACAAUAGCACGGUAUUCUUUCACCGUAAUAGCUACUGUAAAUUGGACAGUACAGAUAGAUUAACAAGAAUUUAAGCUUUCUGCCAAUAUCAGAUAUGUCUAUGUCCUGGGAAAUGUUCUUGCUACUUACAACUUCAUGCAAAUCGCAUUAGGCUACGUUAGCUCAACCGUCCCGUGGAAGGGACACACAUGUUAAUGGCACAAAUUGCCAGAAAAUAACUUAGUAUUUGUUUUUUGAAGUGUUUCUUGUACAGAGAUUGAGAUUCUCUGUCCAUCUUUCAAAACAUGUAUUUUUACUGUUCCAAUUACAUUGGUAACCCAUUUAUAAUGUCAAUAAGGCACCUCAGGAGUUUGUGGUAGGCCUAUAUGGCCAAUAUAUAGUGCAUUCAUAAUAUUUUCAGACCUUGUCUUUUUCCACAUUUUGAUACAUUACAGCCUUAUUCAAAAAUGUAUUUUAAAAAAUCCCUCAUCAAUCUACACACAAUACCCCAAAAUGACAAAGCAAAAACAGGUUUUUAGAAAUGUUUGCAAAUGUAUAUAUUUUUUUAACUAAAAUAUAUUUACAUAAGUAUUCAGACCCUUUACUCAGUACUUUGUUGAAGCAUCUUUGGCAGCGAUUACAGCCUUCAGUCUUCUUGGAUAUGACGCUACAAGCUUGGCACACCUGUAUUUGGGGCGUUUCUCCCAUUCUUCUCUGCAGGUCCUCUCAAGCUCUGUCAGGUUGGAUGGGGAGCGUCACUGCACAACUAUUAUCAGGUCUCCAGAUAUGUUCGAUCGGGUUCAAUUCCGGGCUCUGGUUGGGCCACUCAAGGACAUUCAGAGACUAGUCCAGAAGCCACUCCUUCAUUGUCUUGGUCAUUGUCCUGUUGGAAGGUGAACCUUCGCCCCAGUCUGGUCCUGAACGCUCUGAAGCAGGUUUUCAUCAAGGAUCUCUCUGUACUUUGCUCUGUUCAUCCUUCCCUCGAUCCUGACUAGUCUCUCAGUCCCUGGCGCUGAAAAACAUCUCCACAGCAUGAUGCUGCCACCACCAUGCUUCACCGUAGGGAUGGUGCCAGGUUUCCUCCAGAUGUUACGCUUGGCAUUCAGGCCAAAGUGUUCAAUCUUGGUUUUAUCAGACCAGAUAAUCUUGUUUCUCAUGGUCUAAGUCCUUUAGGUGCUGUCGCGCUUUUUACUGAGGAGUGGCUUCCGUCUGGCCAUUCUACCAUAAAGGCCUGAUUGGUGGAGUGCUGCAGAGAUGGUUGUCCUUCUGGAAGUUUCUCCCAUCUCCACAGAGGAACUCUGGAGCCCUGUCAGAGUGACCAUCGGGCUCUUGGUCACAUCCCUGAGCAAGGCCCUUCUCCCCCGAUUGCUCAGUUUUGCCAGGUGGCCAGCUCUAGGAAGAGUCUUGGUGGUUCCAACUUUCUUCCAUUUAAGUAUGAUGGAGACCAGUGUGUUCUUGGGGACCUUCAAAGCUGCAGACAUUUUUUGGUACCCUUCCCCAGAUCUGUGUCUCGACACAAUCCUGUCUCGGGGCUCAAUUUCUUCGACCUCGUGGCUUGGUUUUUGCUCUGUAACGUAGCAAAAUGUGGGGAAGGGGUCUGAAUACUUUCCAAAUGCACUGUACCACGGCUAAGGGCUGUGUCCUAAGAACAACACUUAGCCAUGGUAUAUUGGCCAUAUACCACACCUCAUCAGGCCUUGUUGCUUAAUCAUAGCAGUCAAAACAAGUUAACUCGACAUCCAUUGACGGAAAAUUAUCUGGCGAGUUAAGGGCAAAUUAUAUUUUCUCUUGCAACAUAUUUUUAAGCUCACAAUCAUUACUAUUUUGAUGGAAAACAAAAUUUUGCUUCUUAGCCUAUGUCGUUAUAAAUUACUUUGAUUUCCUUCUUAAAAUGCUUGACAACCUAAUGGAAAAAGGGUUCAUCAAAUAAAUGUGGCAGCUCCUCUCUUGCUGCGAAAACAAAAUGUUGGGCUAGUUUUCAGGCUUCGUGAGCGGGUUUUGAUAGAUCAUUGGGCUAGAAAUUUCAACUAGACCUGGCAACCCUAAGUAGGAGGUAUCUUUGAAAGUGAACGUAACCUAUUACAGUUUCGUCUUUGUCGGACCUAAAUCUUUGUACGGCCUUGUCUCUAGUCUAGACAAAUAUGUAGAAUUUGAACUGUGACAUUUGAGUUAUUAUUUUUGUUCCUAGUGUUGUGUAUUUUGAAUUAAUAAAUAUGAUGUUUUAGUCAAUUGAAUCGGCUUAAGUGAGACAAAAAGUGCAUUUAGUAGCAGAGUGGUUUCCAAACAAGCUCACCUGAAACAGAAAACGUCGGUAUUUCUGAAUUUCUUCAUGGUGUGUGCUGUCUGGCACUGGUCAAGUAGCCAUUGACUUCAGACUUUGAACUGUGACCCUGAACCUGUACCCCUGAGGUUCUCCAGGAUGGCAGGGUGAGGGGCUGACACGAUGGAACAUGAUGGAGGGGACACAAUAUCAGAUAGUCCAGCAGCAAAGAACAGAGUCUUACUCCAGCUGCUACUCUGUGGACAGUGAUGACUGUGAGACCAGAACCAGGAAGUCUCAAAGUUUCCUGCAGUGGAACUUCCUCCAAGACCAGAGCUGAUCAAAAACCCAGAUGAGAAGAGGCACCCUGCCCUGACUGUAGACUUCACCUUCAAGGCCAUCAGGAAGACAGUGGAGAAGCUGGGGAAGGAUGAUCUGAGGAAGUUUAAGAUCACGCUGUGGAAGCGUUACCCAGAGUCGUUCAGUGCUCCUCCCCAGGGCAUGGACAUGGUGACUUGGUGGACAGGUUGCUGGAGUGUUAUGACCUAGAGGUGGUCCUGCAGCUCACCAAGGCCCUGUCGAAGGACAUGGGCCUCAAGCGCCUGACUGAUUUCCUCAGGGACAUUUACAAAAGAAGUAUGCACAUCUUCUUUAUUUCAUUUGAUGAAUGUAAUAUACACUGAGCAAAAAUAUCAACACAACAUGUAAAGUGUUGGUGUUAUGUUUCAUAAGCUGAAAUAAAAGAUCCCAGAAAUGUUCCAUAUGCAAAAAAAGCCUAUUUCAAAUAUUUUACACAAAUUGGUUUACAUCCCUGUCAGUGAGCAUUUUGCCUUAAUCCAUCCACCUGACAGGUGUGGCAUAUCAAGAAGCUGAAUGAACAGCAUGAUCAUUACACAGGUGCACUUUGUGCUGUGGACCAUAAAAGGUACAACAUAAUGCCACAGAUGUCUCAAGUUGAGGGAGUGGGCAAUUAGCAUGCUGACUGCAGAAAUAUCCACCAGAGCUGUUGCCAGAUAAUUUUAAUGUUUAUUUAUUUACCAUAAACCGCCUCCAACGUCAUUUUGGAGAAUUUGGCUGUAGGUCCAACCGGCCUCACAACCACAGACACCUUGUCCUGUGGGCGAGCAGUUUGUGGAUGUCAACAUUCUGAACAGAGUGCCCCAUGGUGGCGGUGGGGUUGUGGUAUGGUCAGGCAUAAGCUACGGACAACGAACACAAUUACAUUUUAUCGAUGGCAAUUUGAAUGAGCAGAGAUACCGUGAUGAGACCCUGAACCCCAUUGAUUGUUGUGCCAUUCAUCCGCCGCCAUCACCUCAUGUUUGAGCAUGAUAAUGCACGGCCCCAUGUCAUAAGGAUCUGUACACAAUUCCUGGAAGCUGAAAAUGUCCCAUGGAGAAAAUGUCCCAGUUCUUUCAUGGCCUGCAUACUCACCAGACAUGUCACCUAUUGCGCAUGUUUGGGAUGCUCUGGAUUGACAUGUGUUCCAGUUCCCGCUAAUAUCCAGCAACUUCCCACAGCCAUUGAAGAGGAGAGGGAAAACAUUCCACAGGCCACAAUCAACAGCCUGAUCAGCUCUAUGCAAAGGAGAUGUGUCGCGCUGCAUAAGGAAAAUGGUGGUCACACCAGAUACUGACUGGUUUUCUGAUCCACGUCUCUACCUUUUUAUUUAAGGUAGCUGUGACCAACAGAUGCAUGCAUAUCUGUAUUUGAAAUGGCCAUUGAACAGGAGGAAAUAUACUAGAUUGUGCCUUUGUCUCCUUUUCCCCUAUUUUCUCUGUGCAGAUGAGGUGCGUAAUCAGCUGAGACGCACUCUGCUGAGGAAGUAUAGCAGUAUGCAUGAGGGUUUUCCCAGCAGGGAGAGCAUAAGGCCUUUGACAGUAUCUUAUAUGAUCUCUACAUAACAGACAAAGGCAACGCUGGGCCUAAUAUCCAGCACGAGGUCAGAAACAUUGAAAAGCUGUCCACCAAUCGCAAGGAGAAGCUGAUCACCUGCAGGCAAAUAUUUGACCCCAAUGUGAUCUAUGAGAAGCAUGUCAGGUCUAUAGUCACCAACGGCAUCGCCAGGGUGGGGAAGUCUGUGGCUGUGCAGAAGUUCAUUAUGGACUGGGCUGAGGACCGGAAGCACAAGCGUGUCUACUUCCUGUUCCCACUGCCCUUCAAAGAGCUCAACCUCAUGCUGGAUCUAAAGACCUGCCUCCUGGAGAUCGUCCACGCCCUCUACCCUGAGACCAAGGUGCUGCCCAACUUCAAGUGCUGCGACGGCAAGGUCAUGUUCGUCUGUGACGGGCUGGACGAGUAUGCACGUCCCCUGGACUUUCACCGCACUGAGACUUGGUGUGAUAGCACCGAGCUGGCCAUGAUGCAUGUGGUGCUGACCAACCUGAUCAGGGGCAACCUGCUCCCCUCCUCCCUCUGGAUCAUCUCCCGCCCACUCACCUACAGUCGGCUGCCCCUAGAAGCUGUGUACCAGGUGUUGGAGGUGCGCGACUUCACUGACGAACAGGAGUACUUCAGGAGGAGAUUUGAGGACCCGGCGCAGGCCGAUAAGGUGAUCGCCCACCUGACCUCCUGCAAGACCCUCCACAUCAUGUGCCAUCUGCCCAUGUUCUGCUGGGUGGUGUGCGGACUGUUCCAGCGCACGUUCUGGGAGAAGGGGCCGGAUAUAGAGCUCGCCAAGGGGCUGACCCUGAUGUACAUCCACUUGCUCUUGGUGCACCUGCGUGUGCGUGGCGCCAGGGGCUCGGCCUCUCACACCCCAGAAGAGGAGAGGGACUUUCUGAUGAAGCUGGGCAAGCUGGCCUUCACAAUGCUUGAGAAGAACCAGAUGGUCAUUGGCAAGGCCACCUGGAAAGACUGUGGGGUGGAGGUCGCUGAGACUGUUACUAAGAGCGGCCUGUGCAAUGAGUUCCUGAUCGAGCAGUUUGUCAUGUACCAGGAGAAGGUCCAGACCUUCAUUCACCCCACCAUCCAGGAAUACCUGGCUGCCCUCUACGUGUUCCUCACCUGGAGGUGCACAGGGAAGAACAUCCUGGAGCAGCCGCUGAAAAGCAAGUUCUCACUCAUGUUCAAGAACCCCAGUCUGCUGGACAUGCACCGCAGCGUCAUAGAGAGGAGCCUGCAGAGCCCCGAUGGAAACCUGGACGUCUACCUGCACUUCCUCCUGAGCAUGGCCCAGAAUGCCAAUCAGGAGCAGCUGCAAUGCUUCCUACCCAAUAAGAGCAAGUGCUCGUCUGUCUCUGAGGAGAGCCUCCAUCAUCAAGAAGAAGAUCAAAGAAAACCACCACCCUGAAAGGAACGCCAACCUGCAGUGCUGUCUAAAAUUGCUAGGGGUUGGUGCUGAAGCUCCCAGCCACAGCCGCUCUAACUUUGUGAAUAACCACUGACUGGUAAUACUCUGAUGACAGUAUUUAUAAAGACAAAGAGAGUUUUGUUAGGUUAAGGGAAUUGGGGAAGAAACAUAUGAAUACUUCAGGGUUGCUUUGUAACAAAAAAGUACUAUCUGUGGAUAAGUACAAAUCUGUAAUGUGAAAAGCAGCCACAAGGUGGCAGUAUCAGUACACUAUACUACUAAGAGAGGCAGUGAGGUCACCGGGCU